Planococcus citri (citrus mealybug) is the source of this 1512-nucleotide messenger RNA. RefSeq lists its product as uncharacterized. The coding region runs from base 144 to 1142 and encodes 332 amino acids. Lineage: Eukaryota; Metazoa; Arthropoda; Insecta; Hemiptera; Pseudococcidae. The record is from RefSeq and is a predicted model, not a curated record. The transcript has 2 exons.
AUUAACUACGUACGUAAUCGGUACAGUUUUUUUUUUCGAAUAACAGCGAGCGUCGCAUACGUUAUUAACACAAGUUUCUGUACCAACUGUUGACUUGCUUUGGUUCGUUGUGAACGUUGAAAUUUGCGGUGAUAUCGAGCAUUAUGGCGUUUCUAAAAAGUAUAAUAUUGGUGGUUUUUUGCAUUGGAUGGGUAAAAGCUGUCCAGUAUGAUUUCGACGCUGAAUUCAACAGAAUCUUCCACCAAAUUAGGAAUUCGUUUGAGAAUGCAUGGAAGUGGAUGAACACGGCAGCUGACAGAAGUUUUAUACGUAUAAAUGAGAUAUUCAGGGCGAGGAAACCUGUAGAGCUAGGUCGUCUUCAUAAAUAUCAAGACGUUAUACCACCAAAUAAUACUCCAACGAGCCUAGAAAAUGCACCGAUUCAAGCGGAAAGCCCAAAUACUCAAAAUUCAUCCGCAAUUGGAACACCUAAGUCACAACCAUCAUCAUCUGUAGAACAACUCGGCUCCCCGAUUAUUCCUCCAGAAUCGGUCAGUCUUAAAAAAACUGAAGAUAAUUCGAAAAUACCUCCAAAUAAUACCGUAGAGGUACCUCAACAACCAAUGAACUCAUCGGAACCUCAGAGUAACGACUCUCAAGCAAAACAACCCAACGAAGACCAAGUUCACUCUGAGAUACAACCACCUACGAAAUUACCAGAACCUCACAGUGAUGAUGUUUCUUCAGCCAAAGAGUCCACUAUGGAUGAAGUUCACCCUGAGACGCAAACAGAAGCUGUAAUUCCAUUAAAGGAAGAACCAACGAAGAGUAAAAUGGAAUUAUCGUUGGUUCAAGAUGUUGGAACCGGAGAUUCCCAAGCCACUGAGAAUCAACCCGAAUCUGAUAUGAAAAUAACCGAGGAUGAGAAAGAAAUGCCGAUUUUGAUAACCGAUCGACCAGAACGUAUUGAAUUGGAGACGAAAAGAGUAUUACCAUCCAUUUACGACCAACAAAAUAUCAUAAUUUUAUUCCUAUUCUUUUUAAUUAUUCUUAUGAGUAUUUAUUUCUUUUUAUUAGAUCGAACUCGUAGUUGCCCUACUAUUGUUAUACAAAGAGAUCUGUGUGGUAAUUUAAAACCGACCAUGGAUCUUUAUAAGAAAUAAGUUUACUAUUUGUUUUAUCAUCUCUCUAUUUUUAUUGUAAGUACCUAUUUUAUUACCUAUUUAUUAUGUUUCGAAAAUUUUCAUACUUGACUAAAUAAGCCUAUAAGUAUCUAUCAUUAGUGUAUUCUACUAAAACAAGAAAGCUUAUUAUUAAAUUCAUUAAACUAACGAUGUAUUGUUACAUAAUAAUUAUUGUCUAGUUAUUAAGAGAAAUAGUACGAAGGUAGUCUAUUUUUGACGACGAAAUAUCAAUACUGUUAGGUAUUAAUUCAAGUCUUCAGAAAUUUUAGGAAUAUAAAAUUAAGAGACUCUUAUGAUUAUUCAAGUUUUUUCUUUGUUUUGAUUUUUGCAAUAAAAGUUGUACUUUAUA